Paramecium sonneborni is the source of this 4058-nucleotide messenger RNA. Lineage: Eukaryota; Ciliophora; Oligohymenophorea; Peniculida; Parameciidae. The record is from the annotation of a GenBank genome assembly.
AUGAAUAAUAUAAAAAAUUCAUAAUAACUUGAGAAAAAAUAGAUGAUAAUCUUAUUAACCUCUGUAAUCAACAUUUAUGCUUAAAAUAUUUCAGUGCUUGAAUAUUCAUUGUACCCUACAGAAGGAGAAUUUUAUCAAUACGAUCUGUUUUAUGUUCUAUCCUAUACUUAAUUAAUAUGUAAAAUGGAUCAUUAAGUCCCAAAUGUUUAAUUAAUCAAUUCAUGUGAGGAAAUAUUUAGAACAAAAGGGGAUUGUAAAAUAUUAGGAAUAUAUUUAUAGAAUUUAUUUCAGUGUCGUCAAAUAAUACACAUUUUUGCACUCUAUCAAAUUAAAACAUUGUAACCCUGUAUGAAUGGAAGAAUUAGAAGAUUCAAUAAUUUGGUUCAACAGUGACAAUUAAUACUUUAUUUAAAUGUUUUAACAUCAUUUUAUCUUAACAUUUUUCAAUUUUGGUCGAUUGUUAUUUGAACGAUGAACUCUUUUUAAUUCAAUUACAAGAUGAAUAAUAGCAAAUUGUUUUUUCAAUGUAAUCAUCUCUACCUACUUCAACUAAAAUUUAAUCAAUUAUGAUGGGAACAAAUGCUUUUUUAGUAUAUGCUUAAUAUUUUGAAAAUUAUUCGAUUCUUUCGCUAUUCACAUAAUAAUUUUUAAAUUCAAGUAGUUUACAAGACUAAUUUAUCGAUUUUGAUAUUCCAUUAACAAUAAGCCCGAAUAUAUAUGUAAUUACUGGAGAAAUGAUAUUUUAAUUAACCAUAACAUAAGAUUAGAAAUUUUAUCAAAAAAGUAAUUUUACUUAGAAAGGUAUGAGUAAUUUUAUUAUGAUUAAUGCUUAUUACAAUUAUUGGAGUUACGCUUAAUGUGAUCAGAUAGUGUUGUUGUAUUUCCAAUACACUUCUAACUUAUCAGAUUAAAUGAUGGCCCAAUUAUUGGGAUGCGAAGGAUAAAUAAUCAAGAUAGAUGAUCGUCUUCCAUUUAAUUAACGUCAAUCUGUUAAGAAGAUAAUAUAAAAUAACUAAUUUCUAAUAUAUAUUACAAAUAAUGAAAGUGUUAUAAAGUCAAAAUCAUAGUCAGAAGGACUUAUCUAUAGUUUUUAUCAAAUAAAUUAAAGCAAUUCUCUAUUAUAUCUAAAUGAUGAUAAUGAGUUAUUUUAAUUUAACUAGGAAAUAUUUAUUUAUAAAAUUUCCCUCCCAUCCAUUUAAAUCAACUUAACAAAGAAAGAAAUUUCAAAUAAGAGAUAUUACAAUUUUACUUUCCUCUGCUCACAUUCUACUAUUUUUACUCUGUUUAAAAUUUAAAUGAAAAUAUUAUUGAUGAAUGACACAAAUGUUUAUGUAAUGUCAAAUAGUAAGUUUUAAGAUUCUGAAUUUUAUUAAAAUGCUACUUUUAAAUAAUAAAUUGCAGAAUUUUCGGGAUAAUUACUAAAUUACAAGUUAAGUAAGAAUGAGACUUAUUUUAAUUUUAUUUAAGUGACAUUUUUUAAUGCUGGUCGAAUUAAUUAGACUUACUAAUUAGUUUAAUUUUUGGCAAUAAAAUAUGCUAAAGUAGAAGAAUAAUAUUUAAUUGGAUAUAAUAAUUGUUAAAUAGAUAUUUUGACUUGCAGUAACUAAUCAUAUAUCUUGUGUACUCAAUAAAAUUCAAUUAAUAUCUCUGUAAAUGCGAGUUCUUUAUAAGCUUCUUUUAGCAUUUAUCCAACAAUUGUGACUAUUGGACUCAAUGCUUAUGAUAAAAUCUAUUUGUUUUAAUACUACUAAGAUAAUCAAAGUUUAAUUAGUUAUUCAAAUUACACUUGUGAAAAUGAGAUAUCGGAAUUUGUCUUAACUUAUAAUAGUCUUAUAAUUCUAUUUAAAAAAAAAAAAGAAAUUAAAGUUAUGAAAUUUAAUUUUAGAAACAUCUUUACUUUAAAAUAAUAAUCAAUAAAUUAAUUCUUCAAUAAGAUUCAAUUCAACCCUAUAUAAAUUGUUGUGAAUACAUAAUUAUAAUCAUCUUUAUUAUAUAUCAACAAUAUUAAUGAAGUCAUCAUAAUUUCAAUUGAUUAAAACAACUUUCCAAUACCAAUUUCUUUGGUUCAAAUUAAUUUCAUAAUAAAAUAAAUAAAUUUGAUAAAUUAAUAAUUAAUUUUAUCUUAUUUAUGUAAUAAAGACUAAAAUAUUUGCUUUUAAGUUUGGAACGUUUAGAAUUUACCCAUAUAUUAUUAUGUUAAGAGUUUAUAUAGAGAAAAUGUAGAAAAAGAAGUAAAAAUAUAAUCUGAUAACCUGUUUUUAUAUGUUACUUUUAGAAAUUAUACAGUUUAUGUUUAUAAUCCUUCCUUACCAUAUCACAUGAGUUUAUAUUAUAAGUUUGAAUUAACUUCACCGAUUUAAUUUAGCUUUUAAUAAGAUUUACUUGAAAAACAUUCAAUAAUAAUUUCUAAUAACAAUUUUUAUAUUCUUCAUGGAGAUUCACAAUUGAUUCUAAUGUAUGAAUAUUAAAAUCAAGACUUUAAUAAUACGAUAAGUUAUCCAUAAUUUACUUAUAAUUAUACCGUAACAUCAGCAUUGAAUAUCUCAGCCUUUUAGUAUACUCCCAAUUAAACUGUUACUUUUUACUCAAACUUUACCAUAUUUUAAAAUGAAAGGAAUUUAUCAAAAAAUUUAUCUAAUAAUAACUUAAUUCCUAAGUCUAAAAAUUUAUCUUACCCAAUGAAUUUAAUUCUUGAUAGAUAAGUGGCAUAUUGUGGAUCUACAAAUCCGAACCAAACUUAGAAUUUAAACUAAUAUUGUAGUUUAACUUAGUUUUCUCCUUAAUCUAGUAGCAUUUAUAUUAUUCAAAAUUACUCUUUAAUUACUGCUAUCAAUAACUAAUUUUUUGCUUUGCAAAAUAACUCUUUCAUUUAAACUGUAAAUAGUGACUUAACUAAUAAAUUUAAUUUUAAUUAUUCAUAUCUAAAUUUGAGUGAAUGUUUACACUCAACAUCAUAUAUUUACUCAUUAUAUACAAUUUGUUAAAAUAAUUAGUCAUAAUAUUUACUUAAUUUCUAAUUAAAUUUUGAAGGUGAUAUAGUAAAUCUAAAUAUUACAUAACUUCCCUAAACUUUUUAUUAUAUUUACAAAAUUAGAAGCAUUUUAAACUAAAUUUUUAUAUUAGGUUCUUUAGAAUUUUAACAAUAAUAAUUAUACUGGCUUAACUAAUUCAACAAUACCUUAUAAAGUAUAUCAAAUCUAAUUAAUGAUUUCUCCAUAGGAUAAAUACAACAAAGUGAAUUUAGUAAAUCACAAUAAAUAAUUAUUUUCUAUAUCACCUAUUCAGUAUCUUAUACAAUUAUGACAAUUGAUGAGUAAGGCGUAAAUUUAUUAAAUCCUGUUUAUGUUAACAUUGUUUUUUGCUAUUAAGAUUUAAGUUGUUAUUAUUAUUCAUCAUAAUUGAAUUACGUUUUAAUUUUAGAAAUAUAUUCUAAUUAUGCAAUCAUAUUUGUGAGUAAUAUUUAUUAGGGCUACGUUGUUUAGCUAAAAUUUUCAUUAUAAAAUACCAAGUCUUCUAAUGGCAUAUUUGUUGGAAGUAUUCCAAAUUAUAGCAAUUUAAAUAAUACUGGUUAUUCUUUUUAUUAAAAUGAGGUUUUGAUGUAACAAUUUACAUAAGGCAAUUAAAAUUAAUUUAUAGUGGGAGUUUACUAUUUCAAUAAUAUUAAAGAUGAAAAUUUAUCAGAACCAACUUUGAUGUAAGGUUCAUUUAAUACGACAAUGUAUGCUUAUGCAAUGAUUGUGGAAUCAAAAUAUCAAAAAGGAACUGCCUUAUACAUUUAUAAUAAUAAUUUAUCUAAUUACUCAAUAAGUACUUGGAAUGUAACCUGUCAUUUAAGAGGAAAUUAAAAUAAAGAAGUUAAUGUUUCUAUAUUUUGUUCAAACUUAUUUUCAAAUGGUACUUAUAACAUAAUAUUCAAACCUCCUUAAUAGGAAAAAUCAUCUAGAAGGUGGAUAUAUGCUCUGAUUUCGCUAAUUACCUUGCUUUUAUUGUAUUUUUACAUUAAAGUUAAAUAAAAGACAAAAAAUGAAUAAUUUAACACAUUCUAAAUUGAAUUAUGA